Gracilinanus agilis (Agile Gracile Mouse Opossum) is the source of this 342-nucleotide messenger RNA. Its product is annotated as NADH dehydrogenase [ubiquinone] iron-sulfur protein 6, mitochondrial-like. Gene Ontology annotation, biological process: mitochondrial electron transport, NADH to ubiquinone. The coding region runs from base 1 to 342 and encodes 113 amino acids. The record is from RefSeq and is a predicted model, not a curated record. The transcript has a single exon. NCBI's taxonomy places the organism in Eukaryota, Metazoa, Chordata, Mammalia, Didelphimorphia, Didelphidae.
AUGGCAGCGUCUGUGGUGGCCUUUGUGACCUUUAUGACCUUCAGCCACCUUCUGGGCAGCAGCCUCGGGGCCAGCCAGGGCUUCCCUGGGGCCACCAGAUGUUUUGGUGUGCAGGUGUUGCCCAAGGGGGAGAAAAUUACCCUCACAGGCCACGUUUAUGAUGAAGAUGAUUACAGGAGAAUUCGCUUUGUUGGUCGCCAGAAAGAGGUAAAUGAAAACUUUGCGAUUGGUUUGAUAGCAGAGCAACCAGAAUGCAAAGUGGAAAGUCCAGUGAUAUCAUGUAAUGGUGGAGGAGGAGCUCUGGGUCAUCCUAAAGUGUAUAUAAACUUGGACAAAGACUAA